AUGGGUAUGGGUGCUUACCCCAAAAAGCGGAAGUUGACUCCUAAGGUGGAGGAGGUCAACUUUGACCCGGAUGCCCGCCAGGAAUGGCUUACUGGGUUCCACAAGCGCAAGGUGCAGCGCAUUAAGCAAGCCCAGGAGGUGGCAAUUCAGAAGAUGAAAGAAGAGAAGAGACAUGAUCGGGCAAAGCUUCGUGAAGAACGAGCGGCCGAUAUGAAGCGAGUAAUGGAGGAACACAAAGCCGCCCUCAAGCGCAUGAAGGCGGAAUUCAGCGACAACAGCGACUCCGACGCUGAUCAGGAGAGUGAGGAGGAGUGGGAAGGCAUUGAGGAACCGCCGGCGGUUGACUACGAGGCCGAAUACAUCGACGAAGACAAAUACACCACUGUUACCGUUGAAGAAAUGGAUACAUCACGAGAUGCUCUCCGGCAGUCCGCGAAGGGAGAGGAUUCAGAGGAGGAAGAACAGAAGCCAACAAAGAAACCCGAGCCAGAGGCGAAAUCCGAUAAAAAGGUUCGCAAAUAUACACAAAAGCCGAAGCAGAAGAAAAAGCAAUUCCGAUACGAGAGCAAAGGCGAUCGUAAAAUUGCUGCGUCAAAACAGCGAUCAUCAAACUCGAAGAAAGCUAAGGCGCGCAGAGAGCAGUGA
Messenger RNA from Penicillium odoratum, 645 nucleotides. RefSeq names its product rRNA-processing protein RRP17. Gene Ontology annotation, molecular function: RNA binding. Lineage: Eukaryota; Fungi; Ascomycota; Eurotiomycetes; Eurotiales; Aspergillaceae. Gene Ontology annotation, cellular component: nucleolus. The record is from RefSeq and is a predicted model, not a curated record. The transcript is spliced from 2 exons. The coding region runs from base 1 to 645 and encodes 214 amino acids.